Sinocyclocheilus anshuiensis is the source of this 1895-nucleotide messenger RNA. RefSeq names its product tomoregulin-2-like. Gene Ontology annotation, molecular function: protein binding. The record is from RefSeq and is a predicted model, not a curated record. The transcript is spliced from 10 exons. Lineage: Eukaryota; Metazoa; Chordata; Actinopteri; Cypriniformes; Cyprinidae. The coding region runs from base 472 to 1611 and encodes 379 amino acids.
CACAGGUAGGCUACAGAAGAAUGGCUCUUCGCGAGACUCUGACAAACUCACGGCUCUCCGCGAGCGCACGGACUGAGGACGGAGGGCAGUCUCUCUAAGCAGCGCUUCAGUGGAUGUUGUAACUUCGGCAUGUCACUCAAAUGGGAUAUAUGAUUUUGUGCCCCAUUUCGGUUUUUUAAAAACACCCCUCUCGUCUUUUGAUUUUUGCUUUUUGAACAUCUCGCUUACCCACUUCCCUCCCGAUACCGUUCCUCCCCUGUCCAUCGCACCCAGACCUCUCUCAUUCCGCAUCUGCACCCUCUCGCUUCGGGCGGAUCUUCGCUCUGGUCAUCCAGAAACAACUGCUUCAUGGGGCACACUCCUUCCGUCGGAAAAUGUCCCUCUCUUGGCUUCUAAGCGCACCGGCAAAGUUGACAACAUUAAGACCAGGGCUGGCGUUGCGCGUCUGUGAGCAGUGUCGGGGGAACUGAGAUGGGUGUCACGGUGGCGGCGGCCCUACAUGAGCCCCGAAGUCCGCACCAGUGGAGCCGGAUAGUGGGUCACUGGGUAUGGAUUGCAGUCUUGUCCUUUCUCGCCACCUUCCCGGUGCAACAACUUGGCGCUUUCCCGUCCUCUCUCAGCGACUGUCAGACUCCAACUGGAUGGAAUUGCUCGGGGGAUGAUGACCGGGACACAGAUCUCUUCCUUUGUGACACCAACUCUUGCAAGUUUGACGGCGAGUGUCUCAGAAUUGGGGACAUAAUAACAUGUAUAUGCAACUUCAAGUGCAACAAUGAUUAUGUUCCUGUGUGUGGCUCCAACAACGAAAACUAUGAAAACGAGUGUUUUCUGCGGAGAGACGCCUGCAAACAGCAGACCGAGAUCCUGGUGGUCUCUGAAGGAUCCUGCCCAGCCGAUGCUGGUUCAGGAUCAGGAGAUGAAGCAGGAAACGAGGGUUCGGCAGAGAAUGGACAGAAAGAGACGACCACCUGUGACAUUUGCCAGUUUGGGGCUGAGUGUGAUGAGGAUGCUGAAGAUGUCUGGUGCGUCUGUAACAUCGACUGCUCCCACAUCAGUUUUAACCCCGUGUGUGCAUCAGACGGCCGUUCCUAUGACAACCCCUGCCAGGUAAAAGAGGUGUCGUGUCAGCGGCAGGAACGAAUCGAGGUCAAGUUCCUAGGUCACUGUCAGGGCGACAUGAUUACAGGCACCAAAGCAGGAGACGGACAAUAUGCCAGGACAGACUACACAGAGGAGAAGCCUGAGGUUUCAGAGGUGGCAAGAGGGCUGUACAUCCCCUGCCCUGAGCGCUAUAAGAACUAUUGUGUUCACGGAGACUGUGAAUAUCCCAACAUGCUCUCAACACCGUCCUGCAGCUGUCUCUCAGGAUUCAGUGGUCCACAGUGUGACACUAAGGAGUAUAAUGUGCUGUAUGUGGUGCCUGGCUCUGGAAAGCUCCGCUACGUCCUCAUCGCGUCUGUCAUUGGGAUUCUGCAGGUGGCCAUCAUAUGUGUAGUGGUGCUGUGUAUCACCCGGAAGUGCCCACGGACCAACAGAAUCAACCGACAGAAGCAGAACACAAUGCACUACAACUCUGAAAACACCCUGCGCGCCUCCACCCGCCUCAUUUGAGCCCGUGAGCAGAGAAUCAUGGGAAACGUAGUUUGGACAGAGGACAGAAAAUAAGAAACUUGCUCUCCAUCCCCACAGAGACACUGCAUCCUGCUGGAUGAUGGGAUGGAGGGAUGGAGGACCAUGGUGCAGAUAUAUCGGAGGACGAUGGGUUCUACACACGAUGCCUUGCACCUGUGGCACAGGACACAAACAGAGAAUUUUAGGACACCAUGAUAGGACAAGUCCUGUUAUUUGGUUAUGUAUGGGUAAUAUUUCCAAUAGUUAAUUUGUUUGUCUUGAUG